Vigna unguiculata (cowpea) is the source of this 1676-nucleotide messenger RNA. RefSeq names its product transcription factor bHLH63-like. The record is from RefSeq and is a predicted model, not a curated record. Gene Ontology annotation, cellular component: nucleus. Gene Ontology annotation, biological process: regulation of DNA-templated transcription. Lineage: Eukaryota; Viridiplantae; Streptophyta; Magnoliopsida; Fabales; Fabaceae. Gene Ontology annotation, molecular function: protein dimerization activity; DNA-binding transcription factor activity.
ACUUCCUUAACACUAUUCCAGUGUUUCUCCGUGACCCUACGUCGUUUUUCCUUUUUGUUUUCCACACACACCGCGAGGCGCGUACUUUCGGAUCCGCUACUAGCCCAACAACGUAGCGGUGCCUAAUCCUUAGGAAUAACGAAUAACCAUAACAGCCUCAGCAUGUUGCAUUGUCUCAACGGUUCGGGGAAUCUAGGAGCCAGUUGUUCGGACAUGACAGUGUUGGAAAGACAAAGGGAAGCAACCAUGAAGUGGCAACACCACCAUCACGACAAUCACCAACCUUACUGUUCCGCUACGGAGUUUCACGUUAACCUCGUUUUCUCUUCUUCUUCCAACAACCUUCCUCAGAGUCAGGGCUUGGCCAUGGCGCGUGAGCGUGAUGAUUCCGCGCUCUCUCAGGUGUUGGCUCAUUCUCUCAAACCCGACCCGGGUCUCUGCCCCGAAUCGGACAACGGAUUCGGAUCCUCUUCCGGUUUUUUACCCAAGGAAAACAAUAAGAAGAGGAAGGCGCUGAACUGCAAGGUUGCUGCGGAGAGUGAUAACAAAGAGAAGAGAGUGAAAGGAAGUGGUGAGGAAGGAGAAUCCAGAGUGACAAACCAAACCGGCAACAGAAACGGCAAAUCCAACGCAAAUAAGAACAACAGAGAAACCUCUGCGGAUUCUUCGAAAGGCUCCGAGGUUCAGAACCAGAAGCGCGAGUACAUUCAUGUCCGAGCGCGUCGUGGCCAAGCCACUGAUAGUCAUAGCUUAGCUGAAAGAGUCAGAAGGGAGAAAAUUAGUGAGAGAAUGAAGUAUUUGCAAGAUUUGGUUCCGGGUUGCAACAAAAUUGCAGGCAAAGCUGGAAUGCUUGAUGAAAUCAUUAACUAUGUUCAGUCUCUUCAACGACAAGUCGAGUUCUUGUCAAUGAAAUUAGCGGCUGUAAAUCCAAGCAUUGACGAACUGUUUGCCAGAGAGGUGUUUCCUUCAUGUGGUCAAGGUUUACCCAACAUUGGGAUGGCAUCGGAUAUGAGUAUGUGUAACAACCCCUCGUAUGUUCAGUUGAAUUCGACACAGCAACUUGUAUCAUGUUUUGGUGGAUUAAUAAAUAACGUGGGGAUAAGCCCUCCGAAUGUGGGAGUUCGAAGGAACCUUAGUACUACUACUACACAUGUACCUUUGCCCGAAGCGUUUAUUGACUCGUCCUGUUUCACUCAAAUUCUACCCUCUUCCAAUUGGGAAGGUGAUUUUCAAAGCCUUUACAACGUUGCUUUUGAUCAAGGGAGAGCAUCAUCAUCAUCUUUUCCUUCUCAGCCAUUUACAGAGUAGUGGCAAAGUUCUUUGCAGCUUGCUCAAUAACAUUAGAAUGAUCGAUGCUAAUUGCCAUGUAUAACACGUUGUUUUGAUACCAGACAAACAAAUUAACUUACGAGGUUGCAAGUUUCUCUUUUCGAGAUUCUUCUUAGUUGUUUGGAUGAUGAAUUGUUGUUGUAAACAUGGUUUUAUGUAUCUGCAGGUGUAGUUGAAAUUAGCAAUCCGAAGAUGGAGAUGUAAACGAUCGAGAUUAUCCAUUUGAUUUUGUUGGAUUGGCUCACUCGGAAGAGCUUUAUGGAGAUUUUUUUCUAAGUACAUAACAUAUAUUUGUUGUAUACUACUCCGUAGAAUAAAUAAGAUCAUAUUAGUGGCUGUUAACUUCA